Molecule: messenger RNA, 881 nt
Organism: Lactuca saligna
Lineage: Eukaryota; Viridiplantae; Streptophyta; Magnoliopsida; Asterales; Asteraceae
Source: the annotation of a GenBank genome assembly
AAAAAGAUCCUAUUUUGAUGCCAUCACAAGAUUCACGGCUGUCUGUGGGUACUAUUAGACGUGAGGUUGGGAGUAAAGUAGAUGCAGUUGAACAAAUUCAAGAGACCCCUCUUGUGAUCAAAUCGACUUCUUUUGGUUCUGAGCAAAGGAAGGUGGGACCCAGUGAGCUUCAGGGAGUGGGGAAGAAUGUGGUUUCAGAGUCAUCUUCACGACCAGGAUCAUCUUCUCAUGUUCCAAGCAAAACAUGUGAUGGUUAUAAAAGGAAAGAGGUCCUUUUAGAGGAUCAUGAUCCAGUAUGGCUGGAGCUCCAACAUUCCCAUAUAGCAGAUGCUAGUGUACGCUUGCAUGACAAGAUGACAAAUUUUGUGUCCAGAAAUAAAGCUGCUCAGAUGCAUGGCAAAGAUGGUGGGGAGAUGUCUACUCGUGACUUGCAAAAGAUGGUUCAAGCAUUGCCACAAUAUAAUGAACAAAUGGACAAACUAUCCCUCCAUGUUGAUCUUGCUGGAAAGAUUAAUGGUAUUAUCAGGGAGAUGGGGCUUAAAGACGUGGGGCAAUUAGAGCAAGACCUUGUCUUUGGGGAUGCAGGAACAAAAUAUAUCAUUAAGUUUCUCAAAGGACAAGAUGCAACAGAUGAACAAGAGAUCCGAUUAUUAAUGAUAUACGUAGCAACUCAUCCCGAGAAAUUUGAGACUAAUAAACUUGCAAAGAUAUUGGAGUUAGCAGAUUUGCUUCCUGAAGAUAUGAAGGCAAUUUACAAUAUAAGAUUUCUAGAGUCAGCACCAGAUAGUAUGAACAACUCAAACAGUGGCUUCCCACUAAAAUUUGAUAAUAAGAAGCGGUGUGGUCUUAGAAAAGAUCGUCCUGGUGAAGAAGCGGCUUGA